GAGCUGUUUCCGGCCACCUCAGCGGGAAGCGGAGACGCAAGCAGCAGGGUUUUAGGCAACUGAGGAGGAGGUGUAACUGUUGAGGCGGCGGAGGCAGGGAAGACGACGCUUACGGCUGCCCGGGCCAAUCUUGGGUCCCAGUAGCCUGUGAAGAUGGUGUUGCUAACGAUGAUCGCCCGAGUGGCGGACGGGCUCCCGCUGGCUGCCUCCAUGCAGGAGGACGAACAGUCUGGCCGGGACCUUCAACAGUACCAGAGUCAGGCUAAGCAGCUCUUCAGAAAGCUGAAUGAACAGUCCCCUACGAGGUGUACUUUGGAAGCAGGAGCCAUGACUUUUCACUACAUUAUUGAACAGGGAGUGUGUUAUUUGGUUUUGUGUGAGGCUGCCUUUCCUAAGAAGUUGGCUUUUGCCUACCUAGAAGAUUUGCACUCAGAAUUUGAUGAACAGCAUGGGAAGAAGGUGCCCACUGUGUCUAGACCUUACUCCUUUAUUGAAUUUGAUACCUUCAUUCAGAAAACCAAGAAGCUGUACAUUGACAGUCGUGCUCGGAGAAACCUAGGCUCCAUCAACACUGAAUUGCAAGAUGUGCAGAGGAUCAUGGUGGCCAAUAUUGAAGAAGUAUUACAACGAGGAGAAGCACUCUCAGCAUUGGAUUCAAAGGCUAACAAUUUGUCCAGUCUGUCGAAGAAAUACCGCCAGGAUGCGAAGUACUUGAACAUGCGUUCCACUUACGCCAAACUUGCAGCAGUAGCUGUAUUUUUCAUCAUGUUAAUAGUGUAUGUGCGAUUCUGGUGGCUGUGAAGUAGUGAAUCCAGUCACUGGUAAGGGAGAACCUAGAAUCCAGCAGGUGUGUGUUUUCAGGAAGCUGAGCUCACAGGGAUGUAUAUUAGAAUCCAAGUGGAACUUCUGCCUCAAAAGACCUUGCAAGAAAAGACAAGUCCUGAAAAUGAAAGGUUACACCUCAUUUAAUGAAGCUUAACCCUAUGUAGAAAGUCUCUUUUGGGGGCAGAGUCUUUCUCUGGGUGCUAAGCCAUGUACGUUAGGGAACAGUAGGUUGUUUCAUGUUGUUUUUCCCUCCCAGUUCAUUCUUAAAACAGCACUGACUGGGGCAUUCUCAUUCUCUAAUGAAGCCAUCAGUGAGAUUUAGCGUAGCCAGCCUGUGCUAGCAACAUUCUGAACUUCCUUCAAAGAAGGCAGCCGUAAUUUAGGAAGUUUUCUGACUCUAAUCAACAUUCCUUUUGUUGGUGACAUUUGUGACUUUCAGUAAUCAGAGCUGUGGAAGGCCUUUCGAACAAGACUCCACUAUGUGAAGGUUAAUUGCUGUGCUGCACAGAUCUUGUCUAUUGGCCCCUGUGGGAAGUUAACCUUUGUUGUUUUCCUUUAUGAUAUUUUGCUUAUUGCACAAUUGCUCUAGGGUUAAGUGAAUUAUAUUAAGAAGCCUUGAUAUUAUAAUAUAGUAUUCCUUGAUUAAGAAGCUAAAAUGUUUUCUCUCAUUUACUUCUUAAACAAAAAUUUAAAUUAACUUGUGACAUUACUUUAUUUUGCAACAUCUGGUUUUCUAUUAAUAUAAGAGUGAGGAUAGCAUAGCCAGAGGCCUAUGGCUUAGUGAGAAGAAAGGCAUAGCUCAUAACUAUAGCUUCAUUCUGCUCCUUUACUCAACUUCCUCUGCAGCAGUUACCCCUGCUCUUGCUUUCCUCCUGCCACAGUUUGCUAACAAUUUUUAAAUUCUCUCGUGCCCAGUAAUUUCAUGUCUUAUCAACAUCCUCUCAGGAUAUUUUCAAAUUUCAAAAUAGAAAAUCUUCAGGUAUACCUUAGUUAAAUCUAAAGUUUUUGAAGAUCAAAUACUCGAACUGCUAAGUACCUUUAUCUGAGAACAUCUCUGAGAGCGCAUCAUUCCUGUUGCAGUUUAUGUCCAUACUCUGAGAAUGCUCUAGGGAAAGAUAACUCAUUUACAGUAGUUCUUGUUAACUAAUAAAAGCACCUAUGAUUUUUCCCUUUUUUGCUCAGGGAUGAUGAGAAUUUCCUUUUACCUUCUGAGGUAGAAUUUUUUAAAUGGGGAGAAUAGGCCUUUUAAAUAAUUAUCAAAAGGGUCUGCAGUACACCCUAAAACUCUUGGACAUACUGCAAAUAUUUCUUUGAAUUAUACAGGAAAAAGAGCCAACUUCUUAUUUCUUACCAUCUUUGGAAAAAAACUUUAACCAACAGGCAAUUUUAUAACCCUAAGGGAUCAUCAAAAUACUGUCUUAAUUGCUGGUAGAGAAAAAAAAAAUUUUCUAUUUCUUUAUCACAAGGCAAGGAGAAAUGCUUAUUUUAUUCCUGAUAAUUUACAAAACUAGAAUAAAUUUUUUUCUUUCUAUUAUGAACCUAAAUCUGCCAAUUGGAAUUUUAUGCAUGAAAUACGAAGUUAACUUUUAUAGAGAAUAAGUGCUUUUAAAUCUGUAAAAGGCUCAUUCCUCAGUAAUGAUAUUGAUUAUAAAAACCUUUUUGAAAGGCUGGAAACUGAGUAGUACCACAGCAUUUGGUGCUUCUAUAGAAGAGGAGAGCAGCUCAUUGUUGAGAGUUGCAUGCUGCAUCCUAAUGAUCAGCAAUGAAAUAAAUACUUCUAGAAUGUACCAUCAAGUGUGAAGUUGUGUUAACUAGUUCCUUAUGUAUAUGUAUCUUUUUAGGUACAUUUGUUUCUUAGUGGGCUAACUAUCAAAGGAGUAGAAUAAAUGGUGAAAAAAAGUCCAGAAAAUGGUUUAAGAUCAGAGCAGUAGAAAAAUGAGAGGAUAAGACUGUGAUAAUACAGUUCCCACUUCUGUUCUUAAUAGGAGAUAGUGGGAAAUCUGAUUAGAUGAAUAUAUUAGCAACCAAAUAAGCGUCUAAAAUAGAUGGGGUUUUUUGAGGCACAUAAAGGAAAGAUAGCUAAUUUAUUUUGGGAAGGAGUGUAGUAAGGAAACUUUCUAGAGGAGGAAAAAGAGCAUUCCAGGCAGAAUUCAGUGGCUUACACAAAGGCCUGAGUAAAGAGAAUGAGGCAUUUUGGGAUGUAACAUUUUGGUUCAGUUUAACUCAUAAGGAUAAUCAGGCAACUGAGGAGAGAGAUGAGGAAGGAGAACCAGACUAGUACACUAUCAUAAAGGGAUUUCAGUACCAUGCUAAGGAGUUUAAUUGCUAUAGCACAGGAUGGCAUCAGAUUUAUAGCUUCAACUGAUUUUGGCUAUAGUAUAAAAGAUACGUUAGAAAGGGAUAAUCUUGGAAGUAGGGAGAUGAAACUCAGUAGCCAUCAAAGGCAGAAUGGAACAAAUUUCAACUGCUUAUUGAGAAAGGAGUGAUCAGAGGUACCAGAUAAUACCUGUUGCAUACAACAUAACUCCUUUCUUUUUGGGGAGCUUACUUAGUUCUCUGAUAGACCAAACUUUUUGAAAUAAGUACUGUUGACUCUGUUUCAUGGGUAGAGAAGCUUUACAAAGGAUAGCACUCUGAGGCACAGAAGAGUAAAGUAAUUUGCUCAGUCACAAAGCUAGAAAGUUGAUGGAGCUAAGAUUUGGUCCCAGACCAUUUGGCUCCACAAACUGCUUUUCAUCACUGACUAUACCACCAAAAAGUCAGAGUAAGUACCAAAAAAGCAUUUUGAAUUUAGCAGCCAGGAACUUAAUCAGACCAGCAGAAAUAAUUCCAGAGAGCGAGGACAGAAGCCAGGUUUCAGUGGGUUGAGGAUGAUGUGAACCAGGAAGUGAAGAUGGAGAACAACUCACACAAGUCACCUUUCUGCUUAUUGUGACACUGCUAAACUUCAUGGCUUGUUAUAAUUAAGACAUCUCACAAAUAUAAAAAUGUAAAAACAUUUAGCAUAUUGUACACACAUCUGGCUUUUUAAAUGCAGUGUGGUUUUUAAGCUUUUUUGUUUUUUGAGAAACCUUUGAAAAUCUGUUGAAAACUAUAUGCCUUUACCCCAGAAAAAUGUUCAUCUGUGUGUGCACACCAAGUAUCACAUACUAUUUCAGGGUAUUCAAGAAUCACAGUCUGUUGAUGACCUACUAGUUGAUGAGCCCUCAGUUAACCCCAGAUGUAUAGCAUGUGGAACUUAAAGGUAGGUACCCAGAAGCCUUGGAAACUGUCCAGCUGUGGUGAAUUGGACAAAUUCUACAGUUUGAACUAACUUUGUGGAUGAGAUAUGUUCUUGAACAAUUGUGUGUACAAAAAUAACUCAAGUACAUUUUCUUAUAGUGCAUUCAGGGUCCUGGUUCUACAGAAAGAAAAAAAUUGUGAUCCCAGUUCCUCAAAAAUCAUAUUUUAAGGAACUUGAACUUUGUAUUUUCUAUUUAUUUAUAUUUAUCAGUAAGAAAUCUUCUUACAAAAGUAAGUUAGGAAAGAAAAUGGGUAAUCAUUUUUGUACACAAGGGAUUUAAUGAAGCAUGUACAAUUUAAAUUUCCACUUUAUUAGGAGUUGUCACAGCUUGAACGCUGGUAGCUGUGCAGUUAAGGCUUUUGGUUAGUGUAUUUAGCAGAACUAGCUGAGUCUGGUUUAGUGGUUUUAUUCCAGGCAGCACAGUGAAAAGACAAAUAGCAUGGGUAUAGAGAUGUUACCACUUCUAUAAUUGUGGAUUAACUGGUUGGACCAAAUAGUUUGUAUUGUAAAGGUCCCCAAAGAAAAGUUUGCAGCAUGUAUGACAUAGUUUGACAUAGAAAGAACAAAUAGGAUCUCAUACCCUACUCUAAUUCAUUACUCUGUGGCAGAUUUGACCCAAUAAUAUCUUAAGGACUUUAGUCACUCAGUUCUAAUAAAGUUUACUGCAAGUGCUGUAAUCAUGGUUUUUUAAAUUAGGAGAUAAUUGAAAUUUUUGUUUCUAUAUAGUAGUCUUGACUUUUUUUUUCACUCACAACUUUACUGAGCACCAAAUAAUAGGAAUUUAUUAUUACAGUCCUUCCUUAUAACUUUUCUGUGCUUGCCAAAGAUCACUUAUCAGAUUUGCUCUAGUGAUCAUAAACUUGCCCUUUUCCACCCUUGCUUUGUAAUACUUCUCCGUUAUUUUAUUUGUCCCUUUUUUGUUUGAUCUCAAUGUUAAUUCAGCCAUUUUCACACCUGAUUCACUAGCAAAGUAGUGUUUUUAAAAGAAAUCUCCCCAAUUUUUAUGUCCUUUUGCCAUUCUCUUUAUUCCCCUCAUUUUUAUCGCUUUCUAUUUUUUUUUUUCAGUUUCUCUAGUUGCUGUUUUUUAUGUAAUGCUGCAGAUUUGCUUCUAUAAGUGAGCUUCAAAAUCAGUUGACUCCCAUAUUUACUGUUUCUUUUUAAGCCUUUAUCUUACCUUUGAUUUCUAUAAUAUACUAUAUUCUUUCAUUUUAUUCAGCAUAUAAUCAACAAAAGUAUGUUUUUGCUCCAAGGAAUCCAUUCAUAAAAAAAUUCACAGUUUUGCAAGAAUUCUGCAAGAAACAAAGUCCUCUGAUUUGUCUUCUGUAUUUAAAACUUCAACUAUUAACUGAGUUACUGAUAAUUUCCAUAUACACCUGUUUGCUUUCUUUUUUGACAGGCAGAGUUAGAGAGAGACAGAGAGAAAGGUCUUCCUUUUCCAUUGGUUCACCCCCCAAAUGGCCGCAACGGUGGCCGGCACGCUGUGGCUGGUGUGUUGUGCCAAUCCAAAGCCAGAAGCCAGGUGCUUCUCCUGGUCUCCCAUGCGGGUGCAGGGCCCAAGGACCUGGGCCAUCCUCCACUGCCUUCCCGGGCCACAGCAGAGAGCUGGACUGGAAGAGGAGCAACUGGGACAGAAUCCAGCACCCCAACCGGGACUAGAACCCAGGGGGCCGGUGCCGCAGGCGGAGGAUUAGCCUAGUGACCCGCGGCGCCGGCCCAUAUACACCUGUUUUCAAAUUUGAAUUUAAGAGUCUAGUUUUUUUCCUGCUUAUGGAAUAUCUGGUUUAUUUUUAAAGUUACUUUUAUUUAUUUGAAAAGUAGACAGACAAGCAGAAAUCUUCCAUGUAUUGAUUCACUCCCAAAAUGUCCACAACAAGCAAGGCUAGGUGACGCUGAAGCCAGGAAACUGGAAUUCAGUCAGUGUGUCCCUUGUGGGUGGUGGAGACCCAACUACGCAAGGCAUCACCUGUUUCAUGAGCUGCCAGCUGGAAGGUGGAGCAGUGCCAGGACUCAGAUCCAGGCACUCUGAAAUGGGAUGUGGGCAUCUCAGCAGCUGCUUAAAUACUCUGCCAGAUGCUUGCUCUGGACAUCUGUUUUCAGUAUCCUAUAAAUACUUCACCGCAAAAUGGUACCCCAUUCCUUUGUUCUCAACCUAACUUGUGCUUCGUACUGUAUUUCUAAAUUUUGGGCAUCACUGCCACCCCUUUACCUGAACUGCAAAUCAUGAAUUACAUUUGGCUCUUUUGUUUUCUUCCAGCUCUAACUCAGCUGUUAACUGAAACUUGACUGUCAUAGCCUGCAAAAUAUUUCUCAUCCAUCAGUUUAUUUCCUUGAGUUCAAGCACUCAUUAAGUUUAACACAGACUCAUAGUAGCUUCCUUACUGCUUUCUUUAUAAAUGUUCCUCUUUGUUCCCAGGAUAAGUAGUAUCAGACAUUUAAGGUAACCAUACAACAAUCCUCAUGGAAUAAAUGAUAGCAUACUUAAUGGUCACCAUUCACAGUCAGGCCUCACUGUACUAUUCUAGCCUCAUCUGCCAUUCCCUAUACCACGUGUAUUUGUUUUAACCACUGUAGAUAGUCUAGGCGUCCUUAACCAGUAAAGCAUGUUACAUGGUGCUUUGGCUCAUUCUGUGCCUUCUCUCCAGAUUAUGUUUUUGUUUACCUUGUCCCCAGCUCUCCCCUCUGAACCUGCUAGCAUUCUGUUCCUCUCUCAAAGACCCAACUCAAGUGACUCCCUAAGCUUUUCUCAUGUUUUUACACCCUUCCGACUGACCUGGGAUAAGUUGCAUUUUCAUCAUCUCACAGCCACUUGUUGAUAUUUCCAGCAUAGAACCUACCAAUUUAAAAUAGCUGUCAGUACAUACUUGUUUGUCUUCCUGGCUGUAUGCUGUUUGAGGCCCCUGAGGGUAGAGGCUAAUUGUUUGUUGUUUGUCUUUGAAUCCUUGGCACUCAGAACAGUGUCUGACACUUUGGAAAUACUCAGCAAAUAUUUGCAGGAUAAGUGCAUUGGAUUUCAAAAAUGUGUACAUAAGUUUUUUUGAACUGAGGUCUCUAAGUCAUGGAUGUAUACAUGUACACAGGAUGAAAUGAGAAAAUGAAAGGAUAAAAUUGUGUCAAUUAAAUAGGAAAAGAAAGAGGCACAUUAAAAAGAAGGCAGAGCAAGGGUGAGCAUUUGGUGCACCAGUUAAGAUGCUGCUUGAAGUGCCCGUGUCCCGUAAUAGAGCACCUGGGUUCGAAUCUGGCGCCACUGCAAUUCUAGCUUCCUGCUAAUACACCCCUUGGGAGACAGCAGAUGACGGCUGCAGUACAUGGGUCUGUGCCAGCCUCCUGGGAGGUCCAGAUUGAGUUCUCAGCUUCUGACUUGGUCCUGGCCCAGGCUUGUUUGUUCCAGGCGCUUAGGAAGUGAACCAGUAGAUUGGAGAUGUCUCUGUCUUGCCGCCUUUAAAUUAAAUAAAAAUGACAAAAAGAAAAAAAAAAAUGAGAGGAACAAUAAGAUUGUAUCCGUAUACGCAAGGGUACCUCAGAAAGUUCAUAGGACAGUAGAAUUAAAAGCAUGAGUUUAUUUUGGUGUGAAGAUUUUUUUUUUUCAAUAAUACACAGGAAAUAACAUGGAAAGCAAACCCUCAGACUUUGUUUCAUGAAAAGAAAUUCAUACUUUUAAUUCCAUUUUCCCAUGAACUUUUUGCAAUGCCCUCAGCACAUGAGAAAAGAAGAAAAUAUAGCAAGUGAAAUUGAUUCUUUGGGGCAGACACAAUUGCAAAGGAGCAAAGGAAAUUAUUGCAGGGAGACAAAUUGGUCUUUGGAAGAAAGCACAAAAAGGCCAGUAGAUCUUGGUCUGGGAAUGUGUCUGGUUAAUCUUCAUGGCUAUGGUUUUUAUGUUGGGUAGAUUAUAUUUAAUGAGUGUUUCAUAGCAGUUAACUACUUACUGAAUUUUCAUCUGAAAAUGUACUUCUAGUGCUAAAUACUUUCAUCAAUAGGCCACGUAAGGAAAGAAAUACUGUACCAUUCUAGAGUUAAGAAACUGGUUUCCGGCUUACUUUCAGGCAGUUUGUACCUGUUAAACUACAAUCAAUGUCUUCAGAGUUGAGUAGGUGUAGGCAGUGAGGUUUGUUGUGCUGGACAUGCAGGGAUAGGCAGUAGGAACAAGAAAGAGGACUUCAGAUUCUAUCUGUUUGCCUAACUUUUGUUUAGCUAUUUGCGCUAAUACAAGAGUGUUUAUUUGCAUACUUAGAAUGAAAAUACUUGAACUUUCAAAUUGCUUUUUCUUGACUUCUUUUUUGUCUUUGCUUUUUUUUUUUUCAUCCUAAACUCACUUUUCCCCAGUAGCAGAGCUAGUCUUUAAUGUUACAAAACUGCUUGCUAAAGAGCCCUUUAAAAAGAAAACCUAGAUACUGAAGGACUUCCAAGCAAAAGUUCUGAGAAAUUCAGCCAAAGCCUAUCCAUUUGCUUAUGGGAUUUUUUAAUAAAUAUAUUUAACUUGAGGAGCCAUCAUUGUGACGUAGUGAGUAAAUCCACCACCUUGCAAUGCUGGCAUCCCAUAUGGGCACUGGUUUGUAUCCCAGCUUCACUUCUGAUCCAGCACCCUGCUAAUGCACCUGGGAAAGCAGUGGAAGAUGGCCCAAAUGCUUGCCCUGUGACCCACAUGAGAGACGUGGAUGAAAUUCCCGGCUCCUGGAGCAAACCAGCAGGUGGAAGAUCUCUAUUAUUUCUCUCUCUCUCUCUCUCUCUCUCUAAUUCUUUCAAAUAAAUAUUUUUAUCAAUUAUUUGAGCACUCUGGGAUAAAAUGGACAUUGCUAAAGAGAAAUAGAGAUUUAUAUAAAACUGUGACAAAGCACUGAACUGUGGUUCAUGUGUCAUUACUUUCAGGCCCAGCCUACCAUGUAAGCAAUAGUACUUUAGGUAAGUUACUUAGGUACCAUGUGCCUCAGUUUUCCCAUGUGAGAAAUGGGAAUGAUAACCACUCUGCCUGCUUCCAGUGGACUAUUUGAGGAUGAAAGGAGAUUAAAAUGGAACAGCAGUUGUGAGAUUUUAUCAAUUUUGAAAUGACCUAUAAAUAUAUCCUGCUGUAUCACUAUUACUAAUAUAACUGUUGAAGAAAAACAUAUCUGACUAAGGCAGUCUGCCUGUUCCUCUGGAAAGCAGACCAGGCUUGAUAAUUAUUUAACUUUUUGGUAGGGCCAUAGGCCCAGGGUUGGUUAUGCUAAAGGAUUAGGGAUCUUGGAGCAGAGUGGGUUUCUUAGGCUAUAACUUAAUGUUCCCAGAAGAGGGCAGCAAAACUCCAAUCUAGAGGCUCUGCCACUUCCUCAUAGUAUCUGGUGCAGGUCAACGUAAAGAAAAUAACCUUUUCAAAAUGAUGACAAAUCUAAUCUUAUAAUAAAUACCACAAUAAACAUUCACUGAUUUCAAAUAUUUUGCCUUUUUCAUGUCUUCUGAAGAAAAUGACUUUUUUUUUUUUAUUAAGAUUUAUUUAUUUAUUUGAAAGAGUUACACAGAGAGAGGAGAGGCAGAGAGAGAGAGAGGUCUUCCAUCCAAUGGUUCACUCCCCAAUUGGCUGCAAAGGCCAGAGCUGCACCAAUCGGAAGCCAGGAGCCAGGAACUUCUUCUGGGUCUCCCAGGUGGGUACAGGGGCCCAAGGACCAGGCCAUAGCAGAGAGCUGGAUCAGAAGUGGAGCAGCCGGGAUGCGAACCAGCGCCCAUAUGGGAUGCCAGCACUUCAGGCCGUUAACCUGCCAUGCCACAGCGCCGUCCCCCAAAAUGACUUUCUUUAAUCUCACUUUAAUGGCUUGAUCUAUAUAGCCAGAAACUUCUGCCCACGUUUUUCCAUUUAACUCCAGAUCUCACUUAGCACCAACUUUGAAAUAAUUUUUUUUGGUAAGAGGAGAGUAAGGUGUUCAGCCCUGAUUCUUCCAAUUUAAGAUGCCCAACGGAAUCCAAAGACUGAUUGCCAGCAGUGUGUAAGUACAUCUGUCCCAGUGUCUAUGUGACACAGAGGAGAAAUUAUCUAUAUCUGGUCUUUCUCAUUCAAAUUUAUUUUAAAAUACCCUUGUGCUUUUCUACCUUUAAGUAGAGAAUCAUCUUGUAAUAACAUGAUCAGCUAGCGCCUAAGAUAAUCUUCCUGGCAUAGUAAAUGCCAUCACAGACUUAUUUUCAUUUGAUCCUCACUCUUACCCUGGGAGGUUGGUAGGCACCACUCCCGUUGGAUAAACUUUCUCAGCUGCAGUCAGUAUAGCUGUUCUGCACUUGAAGAAAAAAGUGCAGGGGGUCGCUGGGCCUGUCAAGAGGGCACCGGGGGCUGGGUGAUUUCUCCUUCCUCAUAAGUGCUGUAAGAGCCGAUUCUGAAUCAUGCGUUUUCUGCCUGCCUUAUUCCAGCCAGAUGUGAGACAGGAAGGCUUUCAAUUAGUUUUUCAGUCCCUUCCACUUUUGCCAGUUCAUUUCUAGCUUUGCUUUUGAAAAAAAAAAAAAAAUGUUUCCCACUCCACCCACUCUACCACCCCCACGUCAGAGUUCUCUUUCCAUUGCAACUAAGCCUCUUCCUGUUCUUCAGAAUUGCACCAUAUUCUUGGCGUAAUACAGACUAACACCCCCACGUUGGCACCAGGGAGCAUAUGGCCUUCUUUAUGGGUUGAAAGUUCUUGUCUGGUGAGCACAGAAUAAGUCACACACUUCCUGACUUUUAGCCCUGCCUGACUGAAUUUGCCUCUGGGAAAAAUAUGCAUAUUCAGAUUUCUGUUUAUUUAUAAAUCCCCUUCACUCCAGGCCUGCCCUGGAUUGAGCAAGAUUAACCGAGUAGGAGCAGUGUGGAUGACCAUUUAGGGCAGAGGGACUUGUGUACACCUUGUAAAAUGAGGGGCAGUCCACCCUUGCUGUUUCUAAUUCUUCACUUCUCAUUUUUCAGCCCAGUCUGAUCUAGCACUGGCUCCCAUUGUACGGAAGGGGCUUUCACUAAGGCCACUAAUGCUGUCCCUGCCCCUGUAUUACCAAACUCAGUGAAUACGUCAGUCUUUAUCUUACUAGACAUCUGAACAGCAUCCGAUGCUACUGACCACAUCCUCCUUGAUAGGCUCACUGGCUUCCUCUCGUUUCCAUGUACCAUUAUUUCUUCCUUGCAUUUGUCAAGGAUCUUAGUAGCCAUUGCAAGCCUGUCUUUCUCUAUUAGCUCUGAAAAUGUUCGUGUGCUAUCCACCCAGUUACUCCAGGCAAAAACCUAGGAUUUAUCUUUUAUUACUUUUUUUGUUCUCACUCCACAUUCAUUCAAUAACCAAUAAUCUCUUUUUAAAAUAUUUAUGUAUUUAUUUGGAAGAGUUACAGAAAGGGAGAAACAGAGAGCUUUCAUCCAUUAGUUCAUUCCCCAGAUGGCUGCAAUGACCAGGGCUGAGCCAGGCUGAAGCCAGGAGCUUCAUCCAGUUUUCCAUGUGAGUGCAGGGGCCCAAUGACUUGAGCCAUCUUCCACUGCUUUCCAAGGUGCAUUAGCAGGGAGCCAGAUCAGAAGUGGAGCAGCCAGGACUUAAAUCAGCGGAUACUGUCAUCACAGGCAGCAGCUUUACCUACUGCAUCACAAUGCUGGCCCCUCAAUAACCAAUAAUGUGUCCACUUCUUGCCGUCCCCACUCUCACUACCUGGCCCAAGUGAUUACCAUGAUUUUUGCACAUUCUUUUUUUUUUUUUUUUUUUUUGACAGGCAGAGUGGAUAGUGAGAGAGAGACAGAGAGAAAGGUCUUCCUUUUUGCCGCUGGUUCACCCUCCAAUGGCCGCUGCGGCCGGCGCAUCUCGCUGAUCCGAAGCCAGGAGCCAGGUGCUUCUCCUGGUCUCCCAUGCGGGUGCAGGGCCCAAGGACUUGGGCCAUCCUCCACUGCCUUCCCGGGCCAUAGCAGAGAGCUGGCCUGGAAGAGGGGCAACCGGGACAGAAUCCGGCACCCCGACCGGGACUAGAACCCAGGGUGCCGGCGCCGCAAGGCGGAGGAUUAGCCUGUUGAGCCACGGCGCCGGCCAAUUUUUGCACAUUCUUUUGCUGGUUUCCUGCUUCCGGUUUUUCUCCCCGUGGAUAAUUUUCUACCAACCACCAGAAGGUUCAUUGUAUAAAUGUAGCUCUUAUAAGUUCACCUUGUCUGUUUAAACUUUAGUGGCUUCUCAUUAUCCUUGAGAUGGAGUCUACAGUUCUUAAUGUGGCUCAUAUGUUCCCCCAGGGUCAGCAGGCUGCCCUCAGUCUGAACUCCACUCCCACUGGACUUCCAGGGUUUCAACUCUGCUUCCUCUUGCUUCUGUGCCUUCACAAAUGCUGGUUGCCUGGAACCAGCGACUACAAGGCCUCAAACAUCUAGCCUGAGUCUACCUGCAAAUUGUCAUUUAGCCUGCAUCAGAACUGAACUUGAUACUGAAUGCUUAAUUCUUGAAACCAGAAUUUACAUGAUCUCAUCCUAUAUGUUUCUCACGUAUUUGAAAAAUACAUCCAAGGUCAUGCUCUAAUGAAAAUGUAUCUGAACUAAUUAACUUAGGGUUGACUUUCCAUAGCUGAAUAUAAAUUGGAACAUACUUUUUAAAUUGUACUGGAAUGUUUUCUUGAUUGUUAUUCAUCAUGACAUUCUAUCUUUGGAAUUUUUCUCCAUUUCCAGCUGGCUUCUCCCACUCACUCUCCUUUCUUACCUCUCAACUUUUACCCUCUGGUUGCCCUACACUUGCCCCCCAGAUGGAUUCAGUUUGCACGCCGUGGUAGCUGCAGUGAGGCUGCGGUUAAAUAGAACUGCUCAGACUGCAACAGGAAAGCCUUGAAUCGAAAGCAAAGGGGAGGAAGCACAAACCAAUACCCACCACAAAGCUGCUGAGUGCCCAGCAUGACCCAAGCCGCACCCUCUGAUGGGGAGUCUUGUGGAAGAGCAAGAAGCCACAGAGUUUAAUAAACCAUCCACACAGCCUAAUCCUCCACUUCCCCUGAUCCAGCCUUCCUGGGUCACUACGAGUAUCACCAGGUAGCAGGCUAAGAACCUGGAUGAUAACCAGAGAUACCAGAAACAGGCCCGGGGGAGGUCCCUGAAGUGGAUAGCUGUGGACAAACUCCCGACUUAGUCCCGCUGAGUGAUUGAGAAGAUCCUGGGUAGGGGAGUAUGUCUGAGCUGCUCCCUGCCUGGAGGAAUUCCCAGAUAAAGGCUGCUAUGUGCCCUAAUAUACCUUUUGCUACCCACCUGCAAGGCUGCCUCUAGUAGUUGCCAAAACCUACAUUUUGUAACUGAAGAUAAACCUUCUUUGAGAUAGUCAAGAAAGCUUUAAGAUAAAAAUGACUAUCUUCAGGUUUUUCCUGAGUUCAGUGGAGGAAAGAGAAUGGAAAUGGAAGCAUCAAAGACAUAAUGUUGUUUUGUGAUUUUGCCCGUGGCAUUCCCCCUUUAUAUUUGUUCUCUUUGCUAUUAGAGGAGAUACUAACUCCUUAGCAGCCUCAAUUAUAGGGAAGUGGGUGAAACAUGGGACAAUGUAGAAUAGCUCAGUCUGGAUUUUAAACACUGGUUAAGGUUGGAAACUCCUCUAUAAAUUCACCUCCUGGCUUCACUAGCUCAGAAUCUGGGGAGGUGAGAGCAGGGUUCUACUUUUGCAACAGGAGAGUAGAGCACAGAGAAGGGAGGUGACCGUGUCAUUCUGCAGGACAGGGUGCUUUGCUUGGCUGGAAGUGGGCUCUUGCAUCCUCACAGAGUGCCAAGCGCACACUUCAGGUAGCAGAACAGGAAAUACCGUGAGUGCAGCUGAGAGAAGAGUGAGAAUUUACUGGGUCCCCAGGCCCGUGAGGUUCCUCCCUCGCAUCUGCACUGGGGUGAGUGAAGCGUACCUUCAGGUCUGCCCCACUCUCUGGCAGCAUUCUCGCCCCCUCUCGUCAUACUCAGCUUCUUUAGUGCCUUCAACCCAGAAAAUAUUGCAAGAUCUAGGUCAUUAUUGAAGUUAAUGGAGGAAUUUUAGGCUCUGUAAGAGGAGCUGUAGGAAAACAACUCUGGAGCAAAGGGAUCUUCUCUCCAAGGCCUCUCUACAGGUGAUUAGAAAUGUGUCUUCUGUUUUGGCAACCCCGACAGCAGUGAGUCAGAAAGGACCUCAUAAAGGACAAAGCAUAGAAUUUGUAGUCCAUUGACUUUGUUUUGAGAUUACCCUCCUAACCCCCUCCCCGUUCUCUAACUUUCCCCCCUCUCUUCCCUCCCUCCUUUCUUCCUUCCCACCAGCCUCACUUCUGAGAGGAAGGGGGGGGGGGGGGUCAUGGACUGGAAAGGGCCUUGGUGCUCAGAGGAAUGCUUCAGUCUUCCCAAGUCUGAGAGCCUGCCCAGAGUUGCCCUACUUUCUUCAGCGGUCAAGGACAUUCUUCAAGUUGUAUGUAACAAUUGUCCACGAUCCAAACUGAAGAGGGAGGCCACUCACUCCCCAGGUGUGAUCUUUUAGCUUGUGGCCUCCCUACUUUGCAGUUCCUUAGACAAGGAAAAUUAACAAUGCGAAGGCAAAGAGGAGGGAGGCAGGGAGUUGUAAAUUACUCUCUGAAAAAGCUUAGCUGUGAAAUAAGAGACGGUUUUCCAGAGAGUAUGUGCAGUAAAGAAUGGUUUUUAUUUUUCAAAACAGAUUUUUUUUUUUUUUUGUAUACUUGAUGGUAGAGUGUACAGUGAAAGACCUUAACAAAGCACUUAAUUCCUAAGCUUUGCUACUUUCAUAUGGGGGAAAGAAAGGAGUUUUUAUGCAGAUUAAAAUUAAAUUAAAACCAUAGGCAUAUUAGUUGCUUAUAUUCUGCAAAGCCCUUUAUACAUGUUACUUUUUAUACUGUUAUCAUCUAGAGACUACAGAUGAGUAAGCCCUGGUCACAGCCGUGCUGCCUCCGUCUCUUGUCUGAUAGGGCUGUCAGAGACAGGCCCUUGAGUGGGCAGGGCUAAGACACAUAAGAAAGAUGUUAAUUAUGGUGUGAUUUGUAUCUUGUUGUGCUUUGAACUUUUGGGAAAUGAUGGUGUGUGGGGGUGUGGGUCUAUCUAGAUGCAGUAAGUUACCAUUGCAUUAUUUAAUUUGCCCUGUAUUCUUAUUUUAGAGUUAUUUUAAAAACAGACAUGUAGAUCCAACCUAUCUCCAAAAAACUCUAAUUUAGAGAAAGCAUUUUGAGAAAUUACAAAGUUACCAUGGGGAAGUGGGUAUUUGGCUUCGUGGUUAAGACACCUGCAUCCUACAUUGGAGUACCUGGGUUCCAUUCCUGUCUUUGGCUCCUGACUUCAGCUUCCUGCUAAUGCAAACCCUGAGUGGCAGUGGUGAUGGUUCCGGUAAUUUCAGUUCCUGUCACCCACAUAAGAGACCUAUAUUGCUUUCUCGAUCCUGCCUUAAGUCCCAGCCCAGCUCCAGCCAUUGCUAACAUUUGAAGAGUGAACCAGCAUAUGGGAUCGUGCUGUCUCUGUCUCUCCACAUCUCAAACAAAUUAAUUAAAGUUUUUAAAAAGGGAUGAAAAUGCCCACGUUGAAAUGCAAAAGGGUAUACAAAUAAGCUUAUAUAUGUGAACUUGUACAUAGACAAAAGAGCAAGUUCAUAGAAAGUUAACUGAUGUUAAUCUACAAUUUUGGUUAUAGGAAGGGUUCAUCUUUUGUCUCAUAUUUGCAAAAUCACAUUCCAAUUUUGGUUUUAUAUAAAUUUGGCAAAGCAAUCAAAAUUCCUGUUUCUUGUUGCCUACAGUGUUUGCACAUUUUUAUGAAAUAAUUCAUAUAAAUCAUAAACUCAGCAAAUUAAUGAAAAUGUUCUCCUCUUGAUUAUUUGGUUUGUAGCAUUGCUUUGAAAUCUACCUCCACUGCAGUAAAGAUAUCUGUAAAUUACACUCCCCCAUUUUCUCUCCCCUUUACACUUAGUUUUCCAAACUUGAGUUGACUUGUGCCUUCUUUUCUGAGCGUCUCUUCCUCUAUUUCCCUUCUCCAUCUCUUAUUCCUUCCCCCUCUUCCCAGGGCCUUUCCAACCUCUAGCUUUUAUUACUAGCCAUCCCUUAAAGACAAUCCCUUAGCAUGCUCAUUCAAGCAUUUCAUGAACAAAUUUUUUGAGGGCACUGAACCAAUCUGGUGUCUUUUUUUCAAGCAGGAUCAAGAAGCCACUUUAAAAAAAGUUUUGUUGAGAUAAUUUAUGUACUAUAAAUUUCAUUUGUUUAAAGUGUACAAUUUAGUGGUUUUCAGCAUAUUUACAGGUUUGUGUAUCCAUCACCGUAAUUAAUUUUGAAAUAUUUUUAUCAGCCACGAAAGAAACUUUGCAUCUGUUAGCAGUCAUUCAACAUUUCUCCCUCCUCUCCCCCUAUACCUUUUCUUCCUCUGACCCUAGCAACCACUAAUCUAUUUCCUGUUUCUGUGGGUUUGCCUAUUUUGGACAGUUCAUGUAAGUUGAAUCAUGCAGUAUGUGGUCUUUUGUGACUGGCUUCUUUCACUGAGCAUAAUUGAGGUCCAUCUGUAUUGUGGCAUCUAUCUGUAUUUCAUUCCCUUUUAUUGCCAAAUAAUAUUCCAUUAUACAAAUAUGUCACAUUUUGUUUGUUCAUUAUUUGACAGGUAUCUGGAUUGUUUCCACCUUUUUACUUUUACAAAUAAAGCUGCUACAGGCAUUUGUAUACAA
Lepus europaeus (European hare) is the source of this 16677-nucleotide messenger RNA. It is a transcript of the gene SEC22B, whose product is annotated as SEC22 homolog B, vesicle trafficking protein. The transcript has 5 exons. Lineage: Eukaryota; Metazoa; Chordata; Mammalia; Lagomorpha; Leporidae. The record is from RefSeq and is a predicted model, not a curated record. Gene Ontology annotation, molecular function: SNAP receptor activity. Bases 154 to 801 code for a protein of 215 amino acids. Gene Ontology annotation, cellular component: Golgi membrane; endoplasmic reticulum-Golgi intermediate compartment; SNARE complex. Gene Ontology annotation, biological process: vesicle fusion with Golgi apparatus; endoplasmic reticulum to Golgi vesicle-mediated transport; retrograde vesicle-mediated transport, Golgi to endoplasmic reticulum.